Molecule: messenger RNA, 822 nt
Organism: Alosa alosa (allis shad)
Lineage: Eukaryota; Metazoa; Chordata; Actinopteri; Clupeiformes; Clupeidae
Gene: mzt2b
Product: mitotic spindle organizing protein 2B
Exons: 4
Coding region: 169-636 (155 amino acids)
Cellular component (GO): spindle; centrosome
Source: RefSeq, a predicted model, not a curated record
UCUAGCCGUGGACUUCUAUUUUGAAAAAGUAACGAAUGGUGGCCAUAAUUGUUGAUAUUAUUGUCGCUGGCUCUAUGUCUACACAGCAGAUUCUUCUGAUAACGUUAAACCAGGGAAAAGGAACCGUGCUGCUAGUUUCAAAGAACAACAUUUGGUAACGAUUGUGACAUGUCAUUCUCAAUGCAGCCUACCACAGUGCUAAUGACCUCGGAUUCCUCUGCUUUGGGUGUCACAGUUUCUGGGAAUGUGCAGAAAUAUAGCAACAAAAAGAAGAAGAUCCUCAGUGCAGAAGAGUUUGAAGUCUUUGAGCUGACUCAGGCUGCUGGAAUUAUUUUAGACCAGGAAGUCUUUAAGAUCAUUUUGGACCUGCUGAAGAUGAAUGUGGCUCCUCUGGCUGUCUUCCAAACGUUAAAAGCCAUGUGUGUAGGCCAACGACUCAUUGAUACUUCAGCUGGAGACAGCUCUUCAGCUUCAGUGUCCACCACCCACCCAGAGACCAGAGUGCGGACCAAAAUGGCACAGACACACACGGAAAAGGGAGGGAGAGAUGGCUCCAGUCAGCGGGUGCCUCGUCAGUCCAGCACUAGUAGGGGGCUAAAAAAUAGCAAGAGCCCUGGAAGCAGCAGUUCCUCUUAAUACACUGUAAAUGUGACAAUUCUUUCUCACUAAGAAGACACAUUAGUUUCUAUGUGGAUCUGAAUCGUUGUUUACUGUUAACAUAUAUUUAUGACCAGAUUUCUGUAAUGCGAGAGGUUUUUGGUUUCUGUAUUCAGUUAUUGUCAAUAAAAAAAGUGCGUUCUGACUGCAUUUGUGGUAAUGAGA